UGUCUCAUUGACCAGACACAGGACAAGCAGGAAAUCGCCCACCGGCUUUCCCGUUCAUGUACCUUGCGGCGGCCGCGACUGCGAGGUCAGACCUUCCCACCUACACCCACAUGCUCCGGUUGGGUUACUUCCUCCUUUGCCUACUUAUCCACACUAUGCCAAGCCUCACGACCCCCAUUCGUCUCUUCUUGAUUCGUACAAGCUUCUGCCUCCUGUUCCGUCGAUCGAAGACGAAGCACGAUGUCCGAUACGGUGCAGUCGACGGCCGUCGUCGGUGGGCUGUCGCUGGCGACGACCACCGGGUUCAUGGUCGCAGCAGUGCUCGUCAUCUUCAUACUCUUGAUCUUUGUGUUCGUUCUGUACCUCAACGCCAAGCGGUGGAACGGCGCCAACCCAGUCUCCGGCCGCGGCCGCGCCCGCCUGGUCUUCGUCGCGGAGCCUGCCGUCGGCCCGCAGCAACGCGGCCUCGAUGCGGCCGUCAUCGAGGCGCUCCCGUCGGUGUCGUUCCGACCCGAGGACUUCGAGGAGGCCGUGGAGUGCGCCGUCUGCCUCUGCAGGCUGGCGGAAGGCGAGGCCACGCGCCUGCUGCCCAAAUGCAACCAUGCCUUCCACCGGGAGUGCAUCGACAUGUGGUUCUACUCCCACUCCACCUGUCCGCUCUGCCGGAGCCCGGUCGUGCUCGACGAGCCCGAGACCGCUGAUAACAGCACCGCAGCCGUUGCUUCCGAUGCGCGUGCGGGGGGGUCAUCGUCUCACUCCCCGGCGAAUUUGUCUCGGGCCAGUGUUGGAGGCUCGGGCUCUGCUUCAGUCUCUUCUGCAAGCAGGUUGGAGGGGGCAUUGGCGAUAGAGAUAACAAGGGGAGAAGUGGAUGGGUUCCAAGCUCCGAGCAGGCUCCCUGAGGAAGACCUCAGGUCGCCGACGGCAGCAGCGUUGAGAUCGCUGCGAAGGCUUCUGAGCUGCGGAAGCAGGAUGGCUGGUGAUGUCGAGCAGGGAUGUCUUCCGGUCCCCAAGCCGCCGCCGAGUUCAUGAAUGAGCUAAAAUGACGCAGAUGAAGAUUUAGCACAUGGAAUACAUCAGAUGAAUCGAAUCCUUGGUCAAGAAUGAACUUAAUGGUGGGCAGCUGCCUUCCAUGCCCAUCUUGCAGUGUUCCCUGGGAGGGAAUGGACUGUUGCCCACUGAAAGAGAGAUCUUUGUCAGUGGGCACCAAUUUGGGAGGAGCCUCUUUUGAUCUGGACCAGUUCUUGUGCUCUGUGCUUCAACAAGACACUCGAGAGAUGUUUCCCUGCUUUGUGCUUGUCUUUUGUUUUUGGUCUUUCUGGAGAUGUCUACUUCCACUGGAGAUAUUUUGCUGCAAGGUUGUGGAGUUCAUGAACUUGCCAUACACAUGGUGCAUGGUGAAGUUUCUAUCAUCAAGAGACUGUAAUCUUCUGUACUGCUCGAGUGCCUCUCUCUCUCUCUCUCUGCAACACAGAACAGUCACUGUCAGGAGACAGCAAAUUCUUAUCUUUCUUUUCCCUGGA
This is a messenger RNA of Musa acuminata AAA Group (dessert banana), 1520 nucleotides long. Its product is annotated as RING-H2 finger protein ATL3. The coding region runs from base 241 to 1029 and encodes 262 amino acids. The transcript is spliced from 2 exons. The record is from RefSeq and is a predicted model, not a curated record. Lineage: Eukaryota; Viridiplantae; Streptophyta; Magnoliopsida; Zingiberales; Musaceae.